CCAAUUCUCGAACGUUCCUUCUCCGCGAAGCCACCCCCCCACCACGGCUACGAAGUCCCAACCUCCCACCGCGUUGUCUCUCUCCCUCGUCCUCGAUCACCCCCAAACCCUAGAAUUCUCAUCGUCGUCGUCGUCCUCCCAUGGCGCCUCCUCCGUCCCCGCCGAUCCCGGCGAGCCCCGGCGCCCAGUUCGCGCAGCAGUUCCUCUCCACAGCGCUCUCCCAGCGUGGCCCCUCCGCGCUCCCCUACGCCGAGGACGUGAAGUGGCUCAUCCGCAACCACCUCGUCGCCCUCGCCGACGCGUUCCCCUCCCUCCACCCCAAAUCCGCGCUCUUCACCCACAACGAUGGCCGCGCCGCCACCCUCCUCCAGGCCGAGGGCACCGUCCCCAUCGUCUACUCCGGCGUCGUCUACAACAUCCCCGCCGUGAUCUGGUUGCCCGAACCCUACCCCCGCUCGCCCCCCCUCGUCUUCCUCUCCCCCACCCGCGACAUGGUCAUCAAGCCCCACCACCCCCACGUCGACCGAUCCGGGCUCGUCCAUGUCCCCUACCUCCGUUCCUGGGUGUUCCCCUCCUCCAACCUCGUCGACCUCGUUCGAUCCCUCUCCCACCUCUUCGGCCUCGAUCCGCCGUUGUACACCCGCCAAUCGCCUUCCUCGCACUCGAAUCCUAGCCCUAGCCCUAACCCUAACCCUAACCCUAACCCUAACGCGUCGCCCUCCCCGUCGGCUUCGUCGAGGAUCUACCCGUCGUCUUCGCCGUAUGGAAGCGGAGGUCGGUUUCCGCACUCGCCCGCUCCCUCGCGGCCGCCGGCGGAGGACCCCGCCGAGGUAUUCCGCCGGAACGCGAUCAGCAAGAUCGUCGACAGGGCGCACGCCGACAUGGCGGGGAUGCGGCGGACGCGGGAGGCGGAGAUGGAGGGGCUGUUCAGCACCCAGGCGGAGCUGCGGCGGCGCGCGGGGGAGCUGUCGAGGGGGCUUGGGGAGAUGGGGGAGGAGAAGGAGGGGCUGGAGCAGCAGCUGCAGCUGGUGCUGAUGAACACGGAUGUGAUGGAGGGGUGGGUGAGGGAUAACGAAGUCGGGAGGAGGAGGAGAAGGGAUGUGGAUGUGGACGAUGCUUUCGAGCUGGCUGAUGCGCUGUCGAGGCAGAUGCUGGACUGCACGGCCGCCGAUCUUGCGGCGGAGGACACAAUCUAUGCCUUGGAUAAGGCGGUGCAGGAGGGGUCAAUUCCGUUCGAAGGGUAUAUCAAGAGCGUUAGGGCGUUGGCGAGGGAGCAGUUCUUUCAUCGGGCUUUGGCCGCUAGGGUUCGGGCCGCGCAGGUGCAGGCGCAGGUCACGAGCAUGGCUUCGCGGGUGCCACAGUAUGCUUCUUAGAGGAGGAGGAGGAGGAGUUUGGCGAGGUGCUAGUGAAGAUGAUUAUUCUUCAGUUUUGUGGCUGAUUUAACCACUUUAAAUAAGCAUGAUCAAUAAAAUUAAUAAAUUGAUCUGUAUAAACAAAUUUUAAUGAGUUGUGGGAUUAUCGCAUACAUAAUUUUUACAAUAUUUAUCGUUAAGUUGCAAAGGGCAAUCAACAGAAGCAACCUCAGGAUGUUAAAUUGUUACAGUCUAAACCAUGUGUGAUGGACUGAAUUGGCUAUUCAACAAGUGGGGCAUUUGAA
Molecule: messenger RNA, 1657 nt
Organism: Ananas comosus (pineapple)
Lineage: Eukaryota; Viridiplantae; Streptophyta; Magnoliopsida; Poales; Bromeliaceae
Product: protein ELC-like
Exons: 2
Coding region: 141-1373 (410 amino acids)
Biological process (GO): protein transport; protein modification process; endosome to lysosome transport
Cellular component (GO): ESCRT I complex
Molecular function (GO): ubiquitin binding
Source: RefSeq, a predicted model, not a curated record